Molecule: messenger RNA, 890 nt
Organism: Motacilla alba alba
Lineage: Eukaryota; Metazoa; Chordata; Aves; Passeriformes; Motacillidae
Product: lymphotactin-like
Exons: 3
Coding region: 152-457 (101 amino acids)
Biological process (GO): immune response
Cellular component (GO): extracellular region
Molecular function (GO): chemokine activity
Source: RefSeq, a predicted model, not a curated record
AGAAAAAGUACUGCCAACUCAAUUUUUCCACUUAAAGUCAGCCCCUCCAUGACACCAUAAAAAGGAACACAGGAACAGACCACAGAAUGACAAUAUAUAAACCCUGUGAGAGAGCAAAUUUCUGUUCUGCCUUGAAACAGAAGCCACAGCGAUGAAGCUCCACACUGCAGCAAUCCUGCUCCUCUUCUGGCUUGGUGUCUUCACUGUGCAUGCGGACAAAGGGAGCGUUAGCAGUCAGCCCAUGCGCAAAUUCAGGUGUGUAGCUCUGUCUACAAAGCAGUUGAACAUCCGAAAUCUUGUGAGCUAUGAAAAGCAACAAGUACCAACAGAUGCCAUCAUGUUCAUCAAUGCGGGAGGUAUCAGGAUCUGUGUAAGUGCUAAUCAGAAGUGGGUUCAAGCUGCUAUAAAGAGAAUAGAUGAAAGCCGUGCUGCCAAACGCAAUAAUCCAAGCUUCUAAGGCCAACCAGCUGGAAUCAACAUCAGUGCUGCAAGUAACAAGGAAACCUUACUAUCUGCUUUUAUUUCCUUGCUUUUAAUAAAUGCCAAAAACUCUCUGAAAAAACACAAACUCACCUUCCACAGAGCUGGAAGAGUGUAGACUUCCCUCCUGAUGGAGAGCAGACUAUUCUACAUUGAGUGCCGGUUUUAAGAAGGUGCUGUAUAAUCUAGUUAUUCACCCUCAUAUGAGACAAACCUGAAACAAUUGGUUUGCUUUUCCCAUUGUUUUUCUUCAAAUAAGAACAAACCAUGGCUGGAAUCUGUAUUUCACAAACUCAUAGGAACUCCCUGCCCUAGACAGCUAUGUAUGUAUAAAUGUCUUAUUGUCUUACAACUGAUACAUGCUGCUAACAGAAGUCUUUAAAUUUUAAUAAACUUACUAUAAAUCUGAA